Molecule: messenger RNA, 1071 nt
Organism: Cyphellophora attinorum
Lineage: Eukaryota; Fungi; Ascomycota; Eurotiomycetes; Chaetothyriales; Cyphellophoraceae
Product: DNA-directed RNA polymerases I and III subunit RPAC1
Exons: 3
Coding region: 1-1071 (356 amino acids)
Biological process (GO): DNA-templated transcription
Cellular component (GO): RNA polymerase I complex; RNA polymerase III complex
Molecular function (GO): protein dimerization activity
Source: RefSeq, a predicted model, not a curated record
AUGGCGACCUCCACAGGCGCUGAGGAUGACCGCGCUCGGCGGAAGAUCGUGGGAAUCAAUCGCGAGACUGUCACCAAUAUUACUUCAACCGACUUUCCAGGUCACCAUGUCGGCGAAGACCAUACCUGGUCGCUGCAAAAGUUCAAGGAUGGUCUGAACGUCGAGUUCCACCAGAAUGAGCAGACCGAAGCCUCAUUCUCUGUCAUCGGCAUCGACGCAUCCAUCGCCAAUGCUUUUCGUCGCAUCCUACUCGCCGAAAUCCCAACGCUGGCCAUCGAGAAUGUCUAUGUGCUCAUUCCUUUGACCGGCGCUCUUGAGGGUAUGAAAUGGCUCAAGUGGUAUAUCGCGCCCAACGCCGAGCAGAACUUCAAAGGUAUGGAACGCUCAGACUACAACACUAUCGUGUUCCACCUGCAGGCAAAAUGCACACCGAAUCCAGACGCACCGCCGGACGCCACCGACCCAGGCGUGAAGCAUAUCAAUGGGCAUGUGUACUCGUCGCAAAUCGAGUGGCAGCCACAAGGACGGCAGGUUGAGCACUUCAAGGAUGGUCCUAUCCGUCCAGUUUCGGAGAGGAUCCUAAUUGCCAAGAUGCGUCCAGGACAAGAGCUGGACGUAACUAUGCACGCUCACCUGGGCGUCGGCAAAGAUCACGCCAAGUUCUCACCCGUCGCCACCGCAACGUAUCGCCUGCUACCCACGAUCCAGAUCACGAAGCCCAUCCUAGGCGCAGACGCAGUCAAAUUUCAGCAAUGCUUUUCCAAAGGUGUCAUUGAUCUGGAACGAGUCACUGCCUCGGACGCGGCUUCGUCUAAUAAAGCCUAUGAAGGCAGAGAAGGCGAUGAGAAAGCCGUCGUCAAGAACCCGUUCAACGACACCGUCUCGAGGGAAUGCUUGAGACACGAUGAGUUCAAGGGCAAGGUCAAGCUGGGCAGACAGCAGGAUCACUUCAUCUUCAACAUCGAAAGCACCGGACAGUUCCCGAGCGAUACACUGUUCCUGGAUUCCGUUGCAGUGCUUAAGCUAAAGGCGCAGAGACUACUUCAGGCUAUCGACGAAAUGAACUCAUGA